Messenger RNA from Chiloscyllium plagiosum (whitespotted bambooshark), 502 nucleotides. Lineage: Eukaryota; Metazoa; Chordata; Chondrichthyes; Orectolobiformes; Hemiscylliidae. The record is from RefSeq and is a predicted model, not a curated record.
GCCAGGCGGUACUGCAAGCGGGUGGUGAUGGCCGCCCGGGUGAGGGGUGGGCGCCUGGUGCUGAAAUCCUUCAAGGACAUCCCCCUGGAGAAUCUGGAGAGCCUGCUCCCGGCCGUGCGGGUCCACCUACCCCUGAGGGACCGCACCCUGCUGUACGCCAGCCUGCUGGUGGGUGGCACCGCCCUCUUUGCCAACCUGGCAGUGCUGGGCCUCCACAGCCUGAGGGUGGACUUUGCCCUGGUGCUGGUGCUGUUUGCCGUGCUGAUGGGGCACCGGCGCCACCGGCUGUUUGAGCGGCGGCGGGAGCAGCACGCCCUGGAGCACGCGGUCACCCUGUACACCAAGAGUAUCUCCAACAACGGUGAGACCAUCAUGGCACUGGUGCAGCGGGCACAGCAGGAACACCUCAAGGAGAUCCUCCUGGCACACAGCUUCAGGCUGCUCCUCCUCCACCAGCACCGCAGGGGGGAGCAGGUACCACCGUGGGACGGUGAGUACACAG